Messenger RNA from Apis dorsata (giant honeybee), 459 nucleotides. RefSeq lists its product as uncharacterized. The transcript is spliced from 3 exons. NCBI's taxonomy places the organism in Eukaryota, Metazoa, Arthropoda, Insecta, Hymenoptera, Apidae. The record is from RefSeq and is a predicted model, not a curated record. Bases 1 to 438 code for a protein of 145 amino acids.
AUGGCCUUUAGAUUCACAUCCUCUUCGAUUGCUCUGAAUCCUUUUGAAUCAAACCAAAAUCGAUCGGCCGAAUCGAUCCUGAAAUAUAUCCCAGCUUAUCACGUAUUCAUAACAAAUAGAAGGUGGGGGGCACCCGGAAGGAGACGAACAACCAGAUAUACUACUUGUUUACUAGGCGGAGAGAUAAGAAGAGAGGCGGGAAACCGAAAGCAAGCGGGCAAAGUUGUAACGUUUGGUCGAGGAAACGUGGAUAUAUCGGGCACUGGCGUGGAAGAAAAGCAAGUAGUAGAGCAAGCGAGAAAGGAGUUUCGGCGAAAGGGGGGUGGGGGUUGUGAAAUGCAAGCAAGGAUGCAGAGGUGGUGUGGCGAAUCAGGACCAGUUUCAGGCCUGCGCUCACUCUUCAUACCCACGUUGCUGCGUGCCGUAGACGGAUCGUGAGAGAAGAAAGAAGAGGAAGAA